CCCGGCCGUAUAUAAGAAUUGGACAUAUAUGUAUAGUCAAUCAACGUGGUGUGGUGAAAAAGGAAACUAAUUAAGAAUGGCCGAUAGCAGCCGGGUUGCAGCAGUGAGUGGGGGGCCGGCACUGGCUGAGGAGAAGAUGAGGGUGAUGGUGGCGAUGGACGAGAGCGAUGAGAGUUUCUACGCUCUGCAUUGGGUUCUGAAUAAUCUGUUUUCACCUGGAAUAGUGGCUACAGAGACACAGACACACUACCAUCAUGAUGACUCCAAUUCCAACAAUACUAUGAAUAUGCUCACCUUAAUACAUGUCAUGGAGCCUUUUCCUCACUACGUCUUUCCUGGAAUGCAGGCCGUGUUUCCGACAACCUCGGUCAUACAAUCCGUGAACAAAGCUCAAGAAGAAACUGCAUCCGCAAUGCUCACUCAGGCACUGCACAUGUGUGCUCAAAGAAUGGUUAAAGCAAAAACAUGUAUUCUGGAAGGAGAUCCUAAGGAGAUGAUAUGCGAUGUUGCGGAGCAAAUGCAGAUUGAUCUCAUCGCUAUAGGUAGCCGUGGGCUUGGAAAGAUCAAGAGGGCUUUCAUGGGAAGUGUUAGUGAUUAUGUGACUCACCACGCGAAAUGUCCCGUUCUCGUAAUAAAGCAACCAAGCGAUUUCCAGAAAUAGUUGCUCAUGAUAUGAUUUGGAAUCCUUAACUAUAUGUCAAAUAGAUAAACAAUAACUCUCUUUGGCUUAGUGUAUGCAGACUUGUGUACUACCGAACUUGCCUGGAUGUGUUGAUUAUGUUGGUUUUGAGCAAGAAUGCAACA
Messenger RNA from Sesamum indicum (sesame), 804 nucleotides. RefSeq lists its product as uncharacterized. The record is from RefSeq and is a predicted model, not a curated record. NCBI's taxonomy places the organism in Eukaryota, Viridiplantae, Streptophyta, Magnoliopsida, Lamiales, Pedaliaceae.